This is a messenger RNA of Strongylocentrotus purpuratus (purple sea urchin), 1176 nucleotides long. RefSeq names its product serine/arginine repetitive matrix protein 1-like. Lineage: Eukaryota; Metazoa; Echinodermata; Echinoidea; Camarodonta; Strongylocentrotidae. Gene Ontology annotation, cellular component: spliceosomal complex. Gene Ontology annotation, biological process: mRNA processing; regulation of mRNA splicing, via spliceosome. Bases 79 to 924 code for a protein of 281 amino acids. The transcript has 7 exons. Gene Ontology annotation, molecular function: RNA binding. The record is from RefSeq and is a predicted model, not a curated record.
GACGCCAUCUACGUCAACAAAUCGUAACAGCUUGUAAUCUGAAAAUCGUCAGAAAGCCUGCAAAUCAGAUUUGGCACCAUGACAGACGCAGGAUUUUUCCGUGGCACCAGUGCCGACCAGGACAAUCGCUUCACAAAUAAGAAGAAGAAGCUGUUAAGAUCGCUCAAAUUCAAUCCUAUUCUGGAGAAAAAGGUGAGCAUGAGCAAAGUGAACCUGGACACACUGAAACCAUGGAUUACAACUAAAGUCACUGAGAUGCUUGGAGUCGAAGAUGACGUUCUCAUUGAGUUUAUCUUCAACCAAUUGGAAGAAGAACAUCCUGAUCCUAAGGAUAUGCAGAUUAACCUGACAGGGUUCCUGAAUGCUAAGAAUGCCCUGGCCUUCAUGUCAGAGCUCUGGGAGCUCCUCACCAGCGCCCAGGAGAAUAUUGCAGGCAUCCCAGCUCCGUUCCUUGAGCAGAAGAAAGAGGAGAUCAAGAAGAGACAGCAAGAGCAGGAGCGGAUCCAGGCAGAGCUGAGUAAGCUGAAGGAAGGAACAGAGAUCCAAGGAGAUGGAGAUCGGAUGGAGAAAAGACGAGGAGACAGGGACAGGGACAGGGAACGAGACAGAGAGGAGAGGGAAGAUGUCAAUGGAAGCGGUGACAAGAAAUCCCCAGAUGGAACCAAGCCAGCACCUAGACCAGCUAAAUGGGAUUGGGAGCCCCGCCCUGAAGGAAAGAACGAAUCCUCGAAGGAUGGAAAAGAAGAGGGGGAUUCCCCUAAUGCCUCUGGCCCCUCUACGUCUGCUGGCCCUGAAGCUGAUGGUGAAAAGGAAGAGAAGAAGUCCAAGUCUAGGUCCAGGUCUAGAUCUAGGUCCCACUCAGGCACACCACCUCCUAAGAAAGAAGGAAAAGGAACACCCUCCCCCCACCUGUUGGCAUUGUGAAACCUGCUGAAAAGAGGAGGUCUAGGGAUGAUUUGUGUGGAAAAGAUAGCAGUGAUGAUGAAAGGAGGAGGAAGAGAAGAACAUCUUCACCAGACAGAAACAGGAGGAAGAUAAGUACAGACGCAGGCGAAGAUCUAGAAGUAGAUCUAGGUCACGACACAGGUCAUCACCCGGCGACGUGACAAGAGAUCAAGGACUAGAUCUCGGUCCAGGGAUAGGCGGUCGAGAUUUCAGGAGGAGGUCUGGAUCAAG